AUGACACGAGUUUUGGAGGUGCUGCAUAUCAACACCAUCCGAUCUGCGUUACCUAGCCAAGCUAAUUCAAAAGAAAAGACCAGUGAGGCCAGUUCUGCUAAAAGAUCAUCUAUUCUUCCUGUCGCUGCUACACAACCAGACAUCUUUUCCUGUAAUUGGUACAUCGCUGUAAGGGAUGCAAGGCCCCUUAGGUCUCUUGAACCCCUCGGAAGUAAUUUUCCCUCGGAUGAGAUGCAUAUGGAAAUCAAUUCAUCUCCUGCAAGUAGAGUUGCUGUUGAUGACAGUGAAGUUGCUAAAGGAAUCAGGAGCAUACGGCAGCCUGGUCAUUGUUUAUAUGCAAGGGAUGUCAUCUUUCAAGGCCACCUGCAGGCUGGUGCUGGUAAUGAUGGCAGAGUUAGCUGGAUAUGGGCUUGCCCACCCAGGCCUAAUCUAGAGGAUCUAGACUGGUACGUUCACGUACAAGAUGAACAGGAGAUGAAGGGGGGAUUACUACAGCAAGGACAGAGCAGCAUCGAAGGAACUAGUACAAGUGCUACCAUACCCCCUCGUUUCAUCUGUGAUAUUACUCACACGCUUCAUGUGCAUGAUAGCUCGUCCAUCGCUUGCAUUUCAUGCCCACAAGGUUCCACCUGGGUGUUCCUCCAAUGGUGCCGUGUCGAGAGGUGCCCCAACCUACACUCUGUCUUUGCUACUCCUUCAAACGAUGAUUCCAAUAGGAUGCUUCAACGAUUGGAAACAUUCUGGGUGUCCCAGCUCCCGAUGGCGUGCUACAUCUGGAAGUGGAAUCCUAUAUACCGAACUGAAAGCUAUUCCUUUUGGAGCCUAGUAUUCUUGCACCUGGACUAUUGCCCCAGGCUCAUACAUGUGCUUCCCUUGCCUGAGCAAGUGGGCACCUUCCCUAUGCUGGAGACACUCGAGAUCGUGUGCUGCGGUGAUCUGAAGGAGGUCUUCCCUUUGGACCCUAAGUGCCAAGAGAAGCAGGAAGUUACUGAAUUUCCUGGACUAAGACACAUCCACAUGUACGAGCUCCCCACGCUGCAGCAGAUCUGUGGGUCACGGAUGUCUGCUCCCAACCUUGAGACCGUCAAGAUCAGGGGCUGCUGGAGCCUCAGGCGCCUGCCGGCUGUCAGUGGGAGCAGCACCAUGCGGCCCAAGGUGGAUUGCGAGAAGGACUGGUGGGACAACCUGGAGUGGGAUGGGGUGGAGGCGAACCACGAUCCUUCGCUCUACAAGCUGCGCCACUCGCGAUACUACAAGAAGGCCCACCUGCCAAGAGGCACCAUGCUCAGGUAA
Messenger RNA from Triticum turgidum subsp. durum (durum wheat), 1293 nucleotides. The record is from the annotation of a GenBank genome assembly. NCBI's taxonomy places the organism in Eukaryota, Viridiplantae, Streptophyta, Magnoliopsida, Poales, Poaceae.